Mycena citricolor is the source of this 2904-nucleotide messenger RNA. The record is from the annotation of a GenBank genome assembly. Lineage: Eukaryota; Fungi; Basidiomycota; Agaricomycetes; Agaricales; Mycenaceae.
UUCGCACUCAAGUUUAGCCGUCACCACGACGUAUGAUAAGCAGACUCCGUCUACUCACUCACCAACUUAACAAAGCCAAGAUGUCCACCGCUUCGCAUCCCAUCCAUAACACGAACACUGCAUGCUGCACGAUCCCACCUGUGCAGUCCAACUACAGCCCCAAGGGCACAUUCAAGUCCGUUGGCGACUUCAAGAAGGUCUACGUGACUGGCACUAAGACGGACGUCGCGAUCGUCUGUGUCUACGACAUCUUCGGGUUCUUCCCGCAGACGCAGCAGGGCGCGGACAUCAUCGCAUCGACGCUUGGAGCGACGGUGUAUAUGCCUGACUUCUUCGAGCCGCAUGCGCCCUUCCCCGUCGAGGACUUCCCGCCAACUACUGAUGAAGCCAAGAAAGCUCUGCAGGAGUUCUUCGGCGGCGUCGCGAACCCCGGCGAGGCGACCAAGAAGCUCGUCGCGUUCGGCAAUGCGCUGAAGAGCGGUGGUGCGCAGAAAGUCGGCGCUUACGGAUUCUGUUGGGGUGGGAAAGUCACCGUGUGCAGUGGGGGAGAAUCCUCUCCUUUUGGUGCCGUGUCCAUCGUUCAUCCCGCGAUGCUUUCGGUGGAUGACGCGACCAAGUUGACCGUUCCUUUGGGCAUCUACCCCUCCAAUGAUGAGCCAGCUGAUGAGUACAUGAACAUUCUGAAAGAAAUUGGCAACAAGCCUUUUGCGGCAAAGAACGACAACAAAUAUUACUCAAACAUGUAAGUAAUGGCUGCUGCCCGCGCAGACUUGGACAACGAAGACAACAAAAUCGAAUUCCAAGAUCUCUACUCCAGACUCGCCGCUUUCUUCAAGAACGCCUUGUAAAGUGUGUAAGCUCAAGAGUGAAGAAAGCAAAAUGUCAAUGGCCACAUCACCGAAACCGUACCAUAACAAUGUAACCAUCCAUAAAGGAAGAAUAGCUGAUGAUGUAAUACUGGUUUCUUCCUCACACCUCCAUGAAGUUUCUGAUACUGGGCGCUACGGGACAGAUCGGUGUCCUUGUCGUGCGCGAGGUGCUCUCAACAUAUCCAACAGCUAUCGUCGUUCUGUACACGCGUAACCCACAGAAGCUAGCCCCAGACCUUACUGAGCACAAGAACUGCGUCAUCGUCCAAGGAGACUUGGAAGAUGAAGCGACCCUGGGGCCGGCGCUCGAGGGUGUCGACGUCGUGCUGUCUGCUAUGGGACCAAGCCAGUUCUCACACCCGGCCGACACCCCAUUGGCGCGCGGCUACACGAAACUAAUCACGGUUAUGUCAAAGUCCGGCGUGCAUCGUCUCCUCGCUCUCGGCACCGCGUCUAUGGAGAACAAAUCUGAUCGGUUCAAUCUGGGGUACUACGGGCUGGUCAAAGGGGCGGCUGUCACGAUGCAUAACGCCGUCAAAGACGUCAAGGCCAUCAGCGCAGUCAUCAGCUCAUCGGACCUCCCUCAUUGGUCCAUAUUCCGGGUCCCCGUUCUCAGCAACAACGCAUCCAAGGACGUCAUCGCCGGGUUCAUAGGGGACGGCAAGACGAAUAAUCACCUGUUCCUCAAUCGCGGCGGGUUCGCCGCGUUUAUGGUGCAGGAGGUAGAGCACAAGGCCUGGGAUAAAGAGGCACCGUUACUGGUAUCAGCAUGAUAUUGUGUACGGUAGAUGUCGCGCUGACGCGCUAUGUUACGCUGGAGCGCGGUCACGUGGGGGCGUCCCACUUUCCUCCUGACUAAACUGUAUGAUACCCACUCCGGAUCUGAGCCAUUUGCGUGCCUCGGACUAUGAACACGUAUACGAGCCAGCCGAGGACACCUUCAUUCUGCUCGAUGCGUUAGAGCAAGACGCCCAGGAGCUGUGUGACCUCAAGCCUCGCAUCGCAUUCGAAGUGGGCUCUGGCUCUGGCUGCGUGUCCGCGUUCCUGAGCAAGAUCACUGGGCCCUCUGCAGUGCUGUAUCUCUGCACGGACAUCAACCCCCGUGCGUGCGUCUGCACCCGAGCCACCGGCGCACAGAACUCGGUCGCGCUGGAGGUGGCGACUGCGUCGCUCGCUGCGCCGUUCCUCGACCGCCUCGAGCACUCCGUGGACGUGAUCCUCUUCAACCCACCCUACGUCCCGACGUACGCCGAAGAGGCGCUUGCCGCGCAAGCGGAUCGGGACAUCGGCGGGUCGUGGGCGGGAGGCCAGCAUGGGAUGCAGGUGACGGAAACGUUCUUUCCGCAGGUCGAUGUUGGGCUUUUUCUUGCUUCUGCGCGUUGUCGAUCGAUUGAGAUGAUGUUCCAGCGCCUACUUUCAUCGAGCGGCCGAUUCUACCUGGUGGCGGUCGCAGAUAAUAACAUUGCCGCGAUUCAAGAGGAGAUGUCGACGCGGUAUGGUAUGCAUAGUCAGAUUGUACUGCAACGAAGGGCAGGUCGGGAACACCUCUUUGUCGUCCGAUUCACAAGAACGAGCGGAUAAACGAGCCAUUUUAUUUCCAAAGGGUCCAUGUUACAGAGUCAUAAUUACAGCCACAGCAAGCUUCAAGUAAAGUUGGGAUGUCAAUGAUUGUCAGUGUCGAGGAAGACGACUCUCAGUCGUCGCUGUCAGCAGUUCCAGGUCUCCGUCCGCGCAGACUGAAUCGCGAAGGAGAGCCUACGGUGGAAAGGGUACGGCCCGUGUCGACUCGCGGACUCGACGCUCGGCUGUUAGGCCCAUUGCCGACUGGCGCGCUCGAGUCAAACUCGAGUCGCAGACGGAUCAGACCGCUGCCUUGGAGCUCAGCAGAGACUUCUGCAGCCGUCACUCCCUCGGCUUGGAUGUGCCGCCAGAUCUGGCAAUCAAACAAUUUGUCUUUGCCGAGGGUUUUGUGAUCAUGCACCCAAAGAUACAGUUUGGGGUGUAGGCCCCAGCGACGAAGUUGAAUGACUCCUUC